Messenger RNA from Rotaria sordida, 420 nucleotides. NCBI's taxonomy places the organism in Eukaryota, Metazoa, Rotifera, Eurotatoria, Philodinida, Philodinidae. The record is from the annotation of a GenBank genome assembly.
AUGCAAGAUUCCGAUGAUCGAGUAAUGCUAUGUCCUUUCAUUGACUAUGCUCAAGAACCAAUACUUCCGCUUGCUGAUGCAUGCAUACCGUUAAUAUUCAUUAUUCCCGAUAUACUCAUGUAUGUCUCAAUGGCUUUAGAACGCACUCCAGAUAAUCCACCCGAUGAACUGACUCGUGAUGAAUCAGCUUCAAUUCAUCUCUACACAAUGGAGGAGAGUAAUACAGGCAGAAGUCUUUAUUCUCAUCUUAAUCAUACUCUUAAGCGAGGUGGUCCAGAAGAAUUACAACCAUGGUUCAAAUAUCUUAAACUUUUUCUUACUGCCUUGGUUGAAAUACCAUGUUCAACAGCACAGGUCGUAUGGGGUGGUGUGCGAAAAAAUGCUACUAAUGAAUUUCCGAAAGGAGCUCAAAUAACAUGA